This is a messenger RNA of Topomyia yanbarensis, 1805 nucleotides long. Its product is annotated as chromatin assembly factor 1 p55 subunit-like. Gene Ontology annotation, biological process: regulation of gene expression. The record is from RefSeq and is a predicted model, not a curated record. Gene Ontology annotation, cellular component: NuRD complex; ESC/E(Z) complex; nucleus. The coding region runs from base 329 to 1621 and encodes 430 amino acids. Lineage: Eukaryota; Metazoa; Arthropoda; Insecta; Diptera; Culicidae. Gene Ontology annotation, molecular function: histone binding. The transcript has 3 exons.
UCAGAACGCAGCCAGCUUUUCCAUAAUUCGCAAAGAAAAAGAAAAAAGCGCCGGAUUAAAUACCUCUCGGAAAAGUCUCCAGUUUUCUUUGUAAUUUUAGCGUAAAAUCUCUUUCAUCUGACCAGAUUCCAUCCAAAAAGGUAAUCUUAAUCCAGAAGUUGUAGUUCUUUGCGAUUAACAAGCGGCGUGUCUGCUUGCACUAAUACCAAAGAACUAUUAGAAAAGGAGACACGAAGUAUUUUAAUUUCUUGUCCUGUUUGCAACCUGUGUAGUUUGGCGGGUGAUCGCUUUUUAAUCGAUACAACAGAAAAAACCCAACCCCCGCAUAAUGGUUGAUCGCGGAGGUGAUGGAGCCGAAGCUUUCGACGAUGCCGUAGAGGAACGUGUCAUCAAUGAGGAGUACAAGAUAUGGAAGAAAAAUACUCCCUUUUUAUACGAUCUUGUAAUGACCCAUGCUUUGGAAUGGCCAUCAUUAACUGCUCAAUGGUUGCCUGAUGUAACAAAACCGGAAGGCAAAGAUUACUCCGUGCAUCGACUAAUUUUGGGCACACACACCUCUGACGAGCAGAACCACCUGCUGAUUGCUAGCGUGCAGCUGCCAAACGAAGAUGCUCAAUUCGAUGCAAGUCAUUAUGACAACGAGAAGGGCGAGUUUGGUGGUUUUGGAUCAGUUUCCGGUAAAAUAGAAAUAGAGAUCAAAAUCAACCACGAGGGAGAAGUGAACAGAGCCAGGUACAUGCCACAGAAUCCCUGCGUGAUUGCUACCAAGACGCCAUCGUGUGAUGUGCUUGUGUUUGAUUACACCAAACAUCCAAGCAAACCGGAACCAAGUGGAGAAUGUCAUCCAGAUUUGCGUCUUCGAGGACACCAAAAAGAAGGUUACGGUUUAUCAUGGAAUCCUAAUUUGAAUGGUUAUCUGUUGUCUGCAAGCGAUGAUCAUACCAUCUGCUUGUGGGAUAUCAAUGCCACUCCAAAGGAACAUCGAGUUAUCGAUGCCAAAAACAUUUUCACUGGUCACACUGCCGUUGUCGAGGAUGUCGCAUGGCAUUUGCUGCAUGAAUCCCUGUUUGGUUCUGUAGCAGACGACCACAAACUUAUGAUCUGGGAUACCCGUUGUAACAACACUUCGAAACCAUCGCACACGGUCGAUGCUCACACAGCCGAGGUCAACUGUCUUAGCUUUAAUCCUUACUCGGAGUUUAUCCUAGCUACUGGUUCUGCAGAUAAAACCGUAGCCUUAUGGGAUCUUCGCAAUCUGAAAUUAAAAUUGCAUUCAUUCGAGUCACACAAAGACGAGAUCUUCCAGGUCCAGUGGUCCCCACAUAAUGAAACUAUUUUGGCAUCAUCGGGUACCGAUCGUCGGCUUCACGUGUGGGAAAUGUUUAAGAUCGGUGAGGAACAGAGCGCUGAAGAUUCGGAAGAUGGCCCACCGGAGCUGUUGUUCAUUCACGGUGGUCACACGGCGAAAAUUUCCGAUUUCUCAUGGAACCCGAAUGAACCGUGGGUCGUCUGUUCAGUUUCAGAAGACAACAUUAUGCAGGUCUGGCAAAUGGCCGAGAACAUCUACAACGACGAAGAACCGGACGUACCAGCCAGUGAGAUCGAAGCUGGUGCAUCGUAGGUUAAAAUUAGGGUACUUGUUUUUAAAUAAUUUUCUUUUUACAACCACAAUCAACCCUCAGAUUCAAAACCCUAAACUAAAAGAUACAUUAUCAGAUUGUAAAUGUUCGUUCAAAGACACUUCAUCUGUAGUUCUGCUGGUUUACAGAAGCUAGAAUAAAAGUUCUUUUUGCUACAACAGUGUA